UCAACUAUUUAAGCAUGGCAACCGAAGCCAGCAGACCUGACAAUGCUGAACAACAGGAACCCCCGAAAGGAGGUGUGUUGUGGGAAUCACUGAGGUCUCUUUUGUUCAUCUUAGGGACAGCAAUUCUAACAACUAUUGCUGUCAAAAACUCUGUUCAUCCCUACAUAGACAAAAUAUGGGGAGCUUCGGAUGACUUUUGGGGUUCUCUCUGGAACUCCUUGUACGAACUGUGUGGGAGAAACAAUUUUAUUGCCCAUGUCAUUGGUUCUCCGUUAAAUGGUAUUAUCUGGUUUACUGUAUUCAACGCCUUCUUCUUGAUCUGUGACAUCACUGGACACCCAGCUUGGUUGCUGAAGUACAAAGUUCAGGAUGCUAAGAAUCAACCCGUCGAUAAGAAGAAACUGUGGAGUUGUAUCAGAACUGCUGCUUUCAAUCUUGGAGUUGUCAGUCCAGUGUGUUCUUUGGUCGUCUACCUGGCAACUUCGUACAGUGGAUGGUACGAUGAUUGUUAUGGGGAACUCCCUUCUUUCGAACGGAUUCUGGUGGAGUUCUUGGUAUUCAACAUCAUUGAGGAAAUCUUCUUCUACUAUAGUCAUAGGGCGAUGCACCACCCCAAGUUGUAUGCUAGAUUCCACAAGAAGCACCACGAAUGGACAGCUCCGAUUGGUAUAACCUCAGUGUACUGCUCACCACUGGAGAUGGUUGUGUCUAACUUGCUCCCUGCUACUCUCGGUCCCCUCAUCAUGAGAUCUCAUCUGUUUGUGUCUUGGGUUUGGUUUGCAUUGGUACUGUUCUCUACAACAUUGGCUCACGGUGGAUACCACGUCCCCUUCCUCUUCUCUCCUGAAGCUCAUGACUACCACCACAAAGUGUUCAACUGUAUGUUCGGAACACUGGGAAUCCUGGAUAAGCUCCACAAGACAGACAAGCCCUUCGCUGGUAGUAUCCACGAGAAACGUCACUACAUCUCCUACAGCCUCACUCCAAUCAAGCAAAUACUCCCCGAACCUGUGAAACGUGUUCAACAAUGUGGAAAAGCUGAAUAAACAUCUGGAAUGCGGAGUGAAACUAAAAAUUACAGAAUUGAACAUUUGGAAUUACUAGAUUUCUGUUCUGUUAGAAGUGUUGCUUGUACAUGAUCUUUGUUCGUUAUCUGUGUUGUGACCCUCCUGGUAAUAUUGACUGAUCUCUUGAUGACUCAUAUUUAAACCAGAAAUUUGAAAACCUUUUUAAACAAACAUCAGUGUAUAUAUCAUAAUAUCUUGAAUUACCACUUUCGUCAGAUUUCAGCAGUAUUUAGAGCUCUGUUAUAUUGUUAGAUAAUUGCAUAUGAUAAUUUGUUGACUGAUACGUUACAGUAAAUAGUUAUCGUUGAAAACGAUCCAUCUUUUAUAGAAAUUAUUGAAAUUUAUGUUAAGUCCUAAUUUAUGUUAAGUCCUAAUUUAUUUAAAGUCCUUUAAAUGUUAUCUUUAUAUUAUCCGUAUAAUUUAUGUAACACGCUAUUUAAGAUUUCUGCAUAAAACCGUACAUAGUUCUUCUGCAUUAAAAAUGUAAACUCUUCUUUGAAUUUUGUACCAUACUGUAUUUAUGUGUUUAUACCUCCUAUAAUGAGUCCUAAUAUUUUAUACUCCUAAUAUAUAAUAGUACAUUAUGAGUUUAUUUAAGUUAUAGUAAUAUGACUAAAUUUUAAAUGAUAAACUAUAUUUUCUUAAUCCGUUUUGGGAUUAUGGAAAGCAUUAAUCAUUGAUUAAAACUUCUCACUGAUCCGUGCCUAUGACACGUGAUCUAAGUAAAUGUUGCACUUUAAUUUUGAUUACAGAAGGUACAGGUUGCAGUAGUUUAAAAUUAGUCUUAUGAAAUCAGAUGUCAUUUUCUAAUUAGGAAUUUAAAUAUAAAUCUUAUAUUGUGUUCUAGCUAAUUGUAAAUGAUUUGUGCUUCGAAAUUUGUGUUGCUGAUUUUUUAAUAUGAUUUUUUGUAUGUUAUUAUAAAUUUAACAGUAAAACCCUAGCCGUGCCCCAAUAUACCAGGAACCUCGAUUUACCGAUAGUUUUCACUUCCCCAAAUUAACUUCAUGUAAAAGUGCAAAAAGCCCCCCUCUAACCAGAAAUAUAUUUUAACUUGCUUUCCCCAAGACUCGGUAAGUCGAGGUAUUACUGUUUUGUUGUAUCUGAUAAUUAAUUUACAUAAUCGCGUUUAUCAUUGCUU
Molecule: messenger RNA, 2205 nt
Organism: Bolinopsis microptera
Lineage: Eukaryota; Metazoa; Ctenophora; Tentaculata; Lobata; Bolinopsidae
Product: fatty acid hydroxylase domain-containing protein 2-like
Exons: 7
Coding region: 15-1046 (343 amino acids)
Biological process (GO): sterol biosynthetic process
Cellular component (GO): endoplasmic reticulum membrane
Molecular function (GO): iron ion binding; C-4 methylsterol oxidase activity
Source: RefSeq, a predicted model, not a curated record